GCUGAGAGCAAAGCAGAGCACAGCAGCCUGCAUAAUGACCGGACACCACUGCUGGGGAUACGGACAGGAUGAUGGGCCUUCUGAGUGGUACAAAUCAUAUCCCAUUGCCCAGGGACAUCGUCAGUCACCUGUUGAUAUAGUCUCCAUGCAAGCAGUUUAUGAUCCUAGUCUGAAGCCUCUUAUUAUCUCAUAUGAAUCGUGUACAUCUCUUGAAAUCUCCAACAAUGGCCACUCAGUCAUGGUGGACUUUGAAGAUGCUGAUGACAAGACAGUGGUCAAUGGGGGGCCCCUUGAAGGUCCCUAUAGGCUAAAGCAGUUUCAUUUUCAUUGGGGAAUGAAGCACAGUCAGGGAUCAGAGCACACAGUUGACAGCAAAUCUUUUCCUUCUGAGCUCCACUUGGUUCAUUGGAAUGCCAGGAAAUAUGCAACAUUUGGAGAAGCAGCAGCAGCUCCAGAUGGCUUGGCGGUAGUUGGUAUUUUCUUGGAGACUGGAGAAGAACAUGCCAAUAUGAACAGACUAACUGAUGCCUUGUAUAUGGUAAAAUUUAAAGGGACAAAAGCUCAGUUCAGAACCUUCAACCCAAAAUGCCUCCUGCCCUCAAGUCUAAAUUACUGGACAUAUCCUGGUUCUCUAACAACACCUCCUCUAUAUGAGAGUGUAACGUGGAUAGUGCUGAAAGAGCCUGUCAGGAUUUCUGAGAAACAGCUGGAGAAAUUCCGAACUCUUCUCUUCACCAGCGAGGGAGAUGAAAGGAUACAGAUGGUGAAUAAUUUUCGCCCCCCUCAACCUCUUAAGGGAAGAAUAAUUCGUGCUUCCUUCAAGGCCUAAAGAAGAAAAUUAAUAAUGAGCUUCAAACUUCCAAGUGCUUCCAUGUCUGAAGGGCCUCACAAGAUCACUGAUCUUCAGAUGACUAUCUCAUUGAGAAAGUAAAACAGCCAUUUCCAUGAACACUUUGUGUUGUGGUGCAGAAAAAAGUCAAUACCUCUUGGUUUUAUGCUUUGCAUGGGCCAGAUCCAUUCUUUUAAAAUAAUUAUUAUGAGAUCUUGUUCUCUAAAAAAGAGAACAUUUUUAAAAAUCAGGAAUAAUUUAGUAAUCCAGGGUGUACUCCAGUAGAAUAGUGUGGUGAUGUUCCAUAUUAUUAACUAUAAUUUUAAGUUUGUAU
Messenger RNA from Malaclemys terrapin pileata, 1163 nucleotides. It is a transcript of the gene CA7, whose product is annotated as carbonic anhydrase 7. Bases 35 to 829 code for a protein of 264 amino acids. The transcript has 7 exons. Gene Ontology annotation, cellular component: cytoplasm. Gene Ontology annotation, biological process: regulation of intracellular pH. NCBI's taxonomy places the organism in Eukaryota, Metazoa, Chordata, Testudines, Emydidae. The record is from RefSeq and is a predicted model, not a curated record. Gene Ontology annotation, molecular function: carbonate dehydratase activity; zinc ion binding.